This is a messenger RNA of Pelodiscus sinensis (Chinese soft-shelled turtle), 5991 nucleotides long. NCBI's taxonomy places the organism in Eukaryota, Metazoa, Chordata, Testudines, Trionychidae. The record is from RefSeq and is a predicted model, not a curated record.
UUCCCUGCCACUGUGAUGUAUUUCCUCCCAGACAAAGGAACUGGCACAAACUCUACCCUGAUCUAAUUCCACUGAUGUCAGCAGAGUUCCACCAGGGAUGAGUGUGGCCCAGUUCUAAAGUGGCGAUGGUGGAAUAGUGCAUAGUAGAGGAGCCGCAUUGCUGGCUCCUCUGUAGAACAGCCAAUUAGAUGCUCAUUUCCUGGCUGAGUUACAGCAUAGCUCUGUAUAGUAGUUUCCCUUCUCAUUGCCGCCCUCAGCCAAUUGCAUCUUAAAUCAAUACUAGAGGCUCACAGGGUGUGAGCUGUGGAAGAAGCCUGUCGCAUAUGUGAAUGCUUUGUGUGCAGCCACCAGACCAACCUCAGGCUCCGGCCGAGACAAAGAGAGCGAGAGAACUGGUUUAGUCAGAGCAUGCAACUAGCUGAACUGGGUCUGCCCUAAGACCAGUGGCAGCAACCCAGGAGAAGAAUGAAAGCAGCCUGAUAGCUCCGAGCCAGGCAGACCCUUACAGUCUGUCAUGCUGGCCCAGAUACCCUGGGUUUGCUUUUCUCUCUAAUGAGGUCUCUACAGGGCUGCAGAAGACAAGACAUCAUACUGGGGAUUGUGACCCUCUGCCUGACUGCUGGGUGGGCUCUGCAGACACAACAAGGAGUGUCUUUACUUGUCCCACAACCCAAUAUAAACGCCUCAGUGACACAAAAUAUUCUCCUCUCUGUUGAAUAUUCUUGCAAAGGGAUAGCCACCGUUGAGUGGAAGCAUGUGUCCAGCUGGGGCACCAACAAAAUUGUGGAGUGGAAACCAGGGAGUUAUACUAACAUAUCCAGAAGUUACAAAGAGCGAGUGAAUACUUAUGAAAACGGCUCUAUACAGCUUCUGAAUGUAGGCGUGAGAGACGCUGGUUAUUAUGUUGUCACCAUAACGGAAGACUUGGGAACCAAUGUCUACGGCACCAUUAUAUUAAGUGUUUAUGAGAUUAUCUAUGAAGACUUACAUUUUGUAGCUGUCUUCUUUGCAUUUCUCACUGCUGUGUCUGCAGUUUUAGUGUGCUUCAUGUGGUUCUGUAAUAAAUCUGUGCAUCUAUUCCAGAAUAAGAGACACAAGCUUACAGCAAGAACAGCUGAGGAGAUUGAAUUGCAAACCAUUGAGUGUUAGCCAAAAACUGUUUAAUACCAAAUAACAUUUCUACCUCAAGAGAAAAUAAUGGUAAAGGCAAGGGAGGGAACCAACAAAAGGUAAAGUUUUUAUACAAUCUUUUUUAACAUGACUGAAAGAGAAACUUUCUGACUUUCCAAUAAGACAAACGUCAACUGAAGAGGGAAUCAGAACAGUCCCUAUGAAGGCUCCUGGAAGUCUGAAGAUUUCAGUUCUAACAUUUACGCUGGACAAGGUCAAAGUGUACAGAAUGCUUACUAUGUUAAGCAUGAGGACUAUUUAUAGGCUCUAUAAUAAGAUCGAUAGCCUGCAUCACUGUCUUUCAAAAAAGAACCAAACCAGCCAUAUUAUUUUGGCUACAUAAUUAUGGUUAAUACAAAGAGGACAUGAUCAGGGUCUUAACAGACACUUCUGUUUUGCUAACGAGGACCCAUCUAGUGCAAGUUUCCCAUCAAAAAAAGGCAGCAGACCAGACAGCAACGUUGUUCAAUUAUACAUUACUGUAUUUAUUAUUCAUUUUUUAAAUAUAAAGGACAAUAUACCAUAAUACUGCACGUUAUACUGCUAUCUUCAGAAAAAAAAUUGCUGAAGCUUCUGAAGAUUAUUAUACUUCAUCAUGAGACAGAAAAGUGAAUGGGAGACAAUGACCAGGAGGUUGAAAUUCACUCCGGGUCUUUGAUUGUUUACAUUGUUCCAUGAUAUUAAUGUAACUUAACAUUUUUACUGUAAGUUAAACAAUGAACAAUGCAAAGGUACAGAAGAUGACAGUCAAUCAAUAGACUGUGUUUAGAACAGUCAGAAAAUGUAAAGAUUCUGGGGGGGUGUGGGGGGGUUAUCGAAAAGUGACCUAGACCUUAAUUAAAUGAAUUAACGAAUUCUGGUCUGUAUCUGCGUGCUGCACUUAAGGUUACUUUCAGUCCUCUGGGUGGAAUAAUGUUGGCUUUUUGAAACAGAAAGCAUUACAGUUUGUUUAUUUAACAAAGUUUAAAAGCAUUAAGCUCUAAAUUAUCUGUUUUUUGUAAAAAGAGAAGAAUACUAUGAAAUAAACCUUGAAAUAUAGACACACUGGAUCAAUUUGUAUCUGAAGUGACAUCUAUAAUCUUAAAUACUUUUCUGAUCCUUAUUAUCAUAGGAACAAAGCGCCGCAUGUUCUUUAAUGUAUUUAUCCGCACAACACUCCUGUGAGGUUGGGAAGCGCUAUCACUGCCAUUUUAUGGAUUGAAAAAUCAGUGGAAAAAAGGCGCUUUUGAAAAUCCCAGGGGGCACCGAUCAGUUUCGAAAAUCACCUAUAUACCUUUAUAAAUCAGGCCUUAAGUAACUUGCCCAAGAUCACAUAGGAGGGUUGUGGUAGAAAAAGGAUUUUAGCCCAGCAUUUGAAAGAACUAGAUUCAUGUUCUAACCACUAUACAAUCUUUUCUUUUAUGUUUGCUUUUAUCUUAAUAUAACUCCCAAAAGAAUGUUAUAAGUUUCAGGGGAGUGGCUGUGGUCUGCAGAAAUAGUACCUGAAACAUGUGAAAGAAUGCAUUCAAAAAUGUAGCCUGCUAAGCAACUUAGAAAGCAAAAGUCAUUUUGUAACAUUAUAUAGUCCUGUCACCUAGGUUCCCAAUUUUCCCAACCAGAUGGACUGGACACUAUUGCCAAACUGUUUGGUCAGGAAAGUUGGCAACGCUACACUCUCUAAAUCCAGACUUGUCCUUAUGCUGUGUGGCAGACCUUCAAGCAGCCCCCUAGUGUAAUAGAAAGAUUGCAGAAGAUUCAGGAAGUGGGAAUUUUCUCUCUCAGUGUUGAAUCAACAUGCCAGCAUAGUUCUCCUCCCCACUUCAUGCUACUUGACAUGCCAAUUUUGAGAUGAACUUUAAGUCUACCCACAUGCAGCCAUGAAAAAUUGCAUGGCAUUUUCUGUUACCACAGGAAAGGGAGAGGGUAGCUUCACUGUUCUAAUCACAUGCUAAUUCAGAUACGGUUAAUUGCAUUUUAACUGCUGCCUGAAGUUUCAACUGGACUUAGUAUUCAUCACUUGCUGUUGUGCUUCACUGCAUUUCACUAAUGAAUAAUGUGAUUCCUAAUUUUCCUGAGAGCAGUAAUGUCGCACCUUAUUAUCUAUAAAGCAAGAGCCACAGAAGACAAUCACUACUGAAGCUUUCACUAUUUGUUACUUUAAGGACCUAUUUCACAAAUAUAUUCGCAUAAUCCAUACGGGGAAAAAAUCACAAGCUCAACAAAAUACAAAAUGUACAUGCAUGAUAUAACUGCUCUACAUUUCCGUGUUGAUGACAUUCCCAAGGCCCCUUCUAAGUAGAGAAGACCAAACCAGGAAUAGUUAGAAACUGGACUGCAAAUUGUAACCAACAAGAAAGUAACGGUGCCAUAAAAGGAAAAUACAGAUAAACUUGAUUCAACUACCUGUGUAUGGCAGAUUAUAUUGCAUUAAUUUCUUCACUGACAACCACUGAGUACAUGCCAUCUCCAGGGGGCAUCAUUUCCCUUAUCUGCUACAGGAAAGUGUAUGAAUGUGGACAUGCACUUAUUACAUCAGAGAUCUCCUGAAAAUGAGAAACAUGCCAGAAAUUUAUUCUUUCAGACAAUAUCAUACAUUGGGAAACUCUGUAACUCAGAGGCCACAAAUGGCCCAAAAAAGAAUUGAAUUUUGGUAUGUUUGUAUAGCAUCCUUCCUCAAAAAGUGCUUUACAGUGACUAUGUAUACAUACAGUAUAAUAUUGAUACUGUUACAGGGCACAGAACAAGCUACAGUUUUUGUUGUGCAAACAUUUUGAUUAUUUUUGUGGCUUUAUCCUUAAUGAUUUAAGCCGGGGUUCUCAAACUUUGUCAUACCGUGACCCCGCUCUAAGUUGCUGCAACCUCACUCUAAGUUGCUUGCAAUCCCCCAGAGGGGUCAAGACCCACAGUUUGAGAAAUGCGGAUUUAAGCCUUUAAUGUGAAACUGACCACUUCAGGAUCGAAGUGCGUAUAGUACUGAUGCUGGACAUGAGCAAACAAAACUUAAGGGACUUGCAUUAGGAUACAGGAAAUACCAAAAUAUCAUCUCAUUGACUGAUACUUGCUCCCUAAACAAUUUCAAGAAAUAUUCAACAAAUGAAUAUAUGUACAGUAAUGCACUAUCAAAGGCUAUUUAGCAUCUGUAUCUUUGAGUUACUUCCUCUUAGCAUUUUUUAGUAUUGUAUUUAAAUAGGACAAUCUGAAGAUUUAAAAUGCAUUAUAACAGCAUGAAAAUGUCUCACUAUUUAUGAUAGUUACUUUUUGCAUUUCUUUCAGUUUGAUUAAUGAAAUAUUGAUUUCAUGUCUCUCUCCUCAACUAUUCAAUUUUGCUUACAGGUGCUAGCCGUCCACUUCCAGAUACUAAUGCAUUAGCUGGAUAUUGCAACAGGCGAGUUCCAAACAGCAGAGGAAUAUUUAAAAAAUAGUUGCAGUAGUUUAUAAAGACAGUAGCAUAUUUACUGUUACCUUACAAGAAAUCUACAUUUUAAUCCAAAUUUAACCUGUAUCUUCCUUUAUGGAGAGACUCUUUUGUUUUAUAAAUCUUUUUUUCCCCACAUGUACCAUCAUUGCAAGUAAGGUUUAGCAAAGCUAAACCACCUGGAAUUACAUCUCACAUGCUACUGGUGAAAUAAUUGAGAUAUUUAUAGCUUUUUGUUUCAAUAGUUGGGAGCAAUGUUUCCUCUAAUCUUUUCCAUCCAGGUGUGGAUUUUUUUUCAUCCAUGCACAUAAUAAAAUUUUUGUGUGUACUGAGGUCUGUGCACCAUUCGUAGAAACAAAAACCUAGAUGUGGGCACUCUGCUAAUCAACUGGGUCACAUUUACAUCUCUCCAGAGUGGCCGCACAAGCACACAGCUUGUAGGGAGUACUGGCGAGGGGUGGGCGGGUGAUUUCAGUUGAUAUAUACUAACAUGGCUACCCCAGCACAUUAGCUGCAAGAUUUACUUAGAAUAUUUCAACCUAUGUCUAAGCAAUUACGAAACCUUCCAUUAAAAUGUCCAUUUCUAGUAGACUGCUUUGAAAAAUCUCAACCUUAAUGACUGAAUUGCCUAUCACUGUGCGGUUAGCUAUUAGAAGGAAAGACUACCAAAAUUUUCAUAUUUGGGUGUCUGAAAUUAGGUACUUAGCACUGUGAUGGGUUUAGUCACAGAGAUCUCCUGAGACAGUCACUUCAUGGACUGAUCAUGCCACUGAGCCUGCCUACCUGCCCUCUGAAGUGCCCCACACCCUGUCCUGCUGAGCCAAAACCUCAGGCCUCCUACAGCAAAGACACAGAGGUAAGGGCACAGCCCACAGCAGAGUGACACGGACUAAGGGCAGUUCAACUCUGGAAUGGCUCAGCCACAGGAACUUAACACAGCACGCAGGUGCACAGCCCCAGUGGAACCAGAAUCCCAUCUAAAUCUAUCUUACUCAGCAUAAAAGUUUUAUAGAGAGCAUGCUCAUGAGUUGUUUGUUCACUCUUUUUACUAAGGAAAGAGAUGCACAGCUAUUGUCUCUGCCAACUGCAGUUAUUUACUUCAAGUUAGUAAACAAAAGUGAUUUUAUUAGAUACGAAAAGUAAAAUUUAAGUGGUUGCAAGUGAUAAAUUACUAAGCAAAAUAAAAACAACACACACUAGGUGAGCUUAAUACAUUAAGAAACUUGUUACAUGCAAUAUCUCACCCUAAUAGUAGUUCUAAUUAAUCUUUUCUCACAAGCUAAGCAGCUUCUAGCUUGGGCACAAUCCUACUCCCUCUUGUUUUUAAUGUUCCCAGUAGUGAUCUGGGUGGUAAGCCAAGAGUGUCUUGGACUACGUCUAGAUUGGCGUGAUUUUCCACAAUGCUUUUAAUGGAAAAGUUUUUCCGU